UUUGAUCUGCACUCCAUUUUCACGAUGGGGAAAAGGGACCCUUGAAUGACAUAGACUGUGCAUCCUCCCUCAAAGGUGUAAGAUUCCAGAGAGCAAUUGAGAGAACGCAUGUGUGAAGAAACCAUGGCACACAUGCCUGGGCUGGGUAGGGAGAGUGGAUGAAAGUCUCAAUGGCAGAGCCCAUGUUUCCAAGGCUGAAUGGAUAGAGGGAGAGAGGUCUACCUACUGCUUGACCAGCUAUGGACCAAGUGUCUGCAGUUGAUCAUGUUGGCUUCUCUUCUCACAGGGCGGAAGCUUCGAUGUGGCAGACAGAAUGUUCCACAGUGUGAAGAACACGUGGGAGUCUGCAUCCAAAGAGAACAUGAGUGACGUCAGAGAGUUAACCCCAGAGUUCUUCUACCUGCCUGAGUUCCUAACCAACUGCAAUGCUGUGGAGUUUGGCUGCAUGCAGGACGGGACAGCUCUGGGAGAUGUGCAACUCCCUCCCUGGGCAGAUGGGGACCCUCGGAAAUUCAUCAGCCUGCAUAGACAGGCUCUGGAAAGUGACUUUGUCAGUGCCAACCUCCACCAUUGGAUAGACCUCAUUUUUGGGUACAAGCAGCAUGGGCCAGCCGCGGUGGAGGCAGUUAAUACCUUCCACCCCUACUUUUAUGGUGACAGAAUGGACUUCAGCAGCAUAAGUGACCCCCUGAUCAAGAGCACCAUCCUGGGGUUUGUCAGCAACUUUGGACAGGUACCCAAACAGCUCUUUACCAAACCCCACCCAGCCAGGACCACGGCAGGGAAGCCUCUACCGGGAAAGGAUGCCUCUACACCUGCGAUCCUGCCCAGCCACCCACAGUCUUUCCUCCACAGCCUGCAGGCAUUGAAACCCUCCCAGGUCACUGUCAAAGAUAUGUACCUUUUCUCUCUAGGAUCAGAGUCCCCCAAAGGGGCCAUCGGCCACAUUGUCCCUACUGAGAAGACUAUCCUGGCCGUGGAGAAGAACAAAGUUCUGCUGCCCCCUCUCUGGAACAAAACCUUCAGCUGGGGCUUUGAUGACCUCAGCUGCUGCCUGGGGAGCUAUGGCUCUGACAAGAUCCUGAUGACAUUUGAGAACCUGGCUGCCUGGGGCCGCUGCCUGUGUGCUGUGUGCCCAUCGCCCACCAUGGUUGUCACCUCUGGGGCCAGUGCUGUGGUAUGUGUGUGGGAGCUCAGCGUGGUCAAAGGCCGCCCAAGAGGGCUGCACCUCCGGCAGGCCUUGUAUGGACACACCCAGGCUGUCACGUGCCUGGCAGCCUCAAUCACCUUCAGCCUCCUGGUGAGCGGUUCCCAGGACUGUACUUGCACCCUGUGGGACCUGGACCAUCUCACCCACGUGGCCCGCCUGCCUGCCCACCGAGAAGGCAUCUCAGCCAUUGCCAUCAGCGAUAUCUCGGGCACCAUUGUCUCCUGUGCGGGAGCCCAUUUGUCCUUAUGGAAUGUCAAUGGACAGCCUCUGGCCAACAUCACCACAGCCUGGGGGCCAGAAGGAGCCAUAACCUGCUGCUGCAUUGUGGAGGGCCCAGCAUGGGAUGCAAGCCAUGUCAUUGUCACCGGGAGUCAAGAUGGCAUGGUUCGGAUUUGGAAGACUGAGGAUGUGAAGAUGUCUGUUCAUGGGCAGGAAGCAGCAGAGGAACCCUCCACUGGGCCUCCAAGCCCCAGAGGUCACAAGUGGGAGAAGAACCUUGCCCUGAGUCGAGAGCUGGAUGUCAGUGUUGCUUUGACAGGGAAGCCCAGCAAGGCCAGCCCUGCGGUGACAGCUUUGGCUGUGUCCAAAAACCAGACCAAGCUGCUUGUCGGCGAUGAGAAGGGGAGGAUUUUCUGCUGGUCUGCUGAAGGGUAGGAGGAGACAAAUGGUGGAGGCUCCCACAUUGCAACCAGGCACCUCCGGGGCAGCAGCACCAGUCUGAAGGCAGCAGAGGUGAUGCAGGGCCUGGCUCUGUACCCAAAGGAGCUUCUAGUCACCCCAUCCCCUGCCCCAGUUCUCACAGAAGAGGCCUCUUGUGAUUAGCACUAGGUACCCCAGCACAUCUCUGUGGCCUAUGGGAUUUAUGUCUGAAAGAUCAGAGCCCACAUCUGUGCUGGAAACUGACUUGCUUGGUGACAAGGUGCAUAGGAAAUUACAUACAACCUACCGUAU
Castor canadensis (American beaver) is the source of this 2161-nucleotide messenger RNA. NCBI's taxonomy places the organism in Eukaryota, Metazoa, Chordata, Mammalia, Rodentia, Castoridae. The record is from RefSeq and is a predicted model, not a curated record.